CUCAUCUACCUGAAGGUGACAGCCCUGCUCUUUCCCACAUCGGACUUCAGACACCCGGUUACGACUCCAGCGCUGCUUUACAUCAGCCAGGCUCUCACCAAGUGUCCAGUGAGGUCAUUACAGGACGUGACAUCAGGUUUAGUGCUGUGCUCGCUGGCAGUGGAGUAUGUCUCUUUUUCAAAGCGCUUCCUGCCUGAACUCAUCAACUUCCUGGCUGGAAUGCUGCAUCUGGCCGUGCAGGACAAGACCUCUCUAGAUUACACUGUAGUGCUGCCAUUUAGGCCGUCGGGGAAGUGCAGUAAUCUGCUGGUGUUGUCAGACGCGGAGUCCUGCAAGAGCUGGAGCAAGAAAAGUCUCCCACUGUCUGCGACCCAACACCUGGAGCUCAAAGAUGACCUCGACAGAGAUCACCAUAGAUUGAUGUGUCUGUCUACUUGCCUUGACCUGGUGAAGAGAUGCUGCCAGCUCUACAAAGACCUCGUGUCCUUUACACACAUCUUCCAACCAAUCAGAACGCUGCUUUCCAAACAUCUUUCAGCCCAAACAUUACCAGAGCAUUUACAGGAGCUUUGCAGUGAGAUCCUGGAGACCAUCAGCAGUGCUCCUGUGACUCACAGCCGACUGGUUUUAGAGAAGAAGAAGCCGAUUCCUCUAAAGCUGCUCACACCCAAGAUUGUAGAAGUGCUGGACUAUGGAAAGAAGCGUGGCAGCACCCGAGAGGAGAGAGAGAAGGAGAGAUUGAAGCACAAGUACAAGAAGGAGUUCAAAGGAGCUCUGAGGGAGAUCAGAAAGGACACGCGCUUCCUGGCCAGAGAGAAGCUCACUGAGGUCAUGAACAGAGAUGCAGAGAGGAAGAGGAAAGUGAGGGAACUCUUUGGCAGUUUGGCCACACAGGAGGGAGAGUGGAAGGCCCUGAAGAGGAGGAAGAGGAAGUGAAGUACAAAAUCUCAGUUUUUAUCACUUCUCUCUGUCAUGUUUCCCCUGUCAAAUGGACAUCUCCCAUCCGGAUGUGGAUAACAGCCUGUACGAGGCGAAAAUGUCAAACUGGGAACUGUUUUGUACUUGUUUUUUUUAACACAAGAUGGAUAAAACUUCCUUGUUGCAACACACAUUUUAUACUAUUUGACACAUAGCUGUCAGUAAUACACGCCAAGUUGUCAAAUAUUAUGAUGUAGGCGUCUGAUAGGACGGUCAGAUACUGUUGGAAGUGUCAGUCGACACAGCAGUGAAUACUUGGUUUGCAUUUUCCUUUUUUUCCCACCAAAAUCACUAUAUUUUGCUAAAAUACAGAAAAACAAUAAAUGAAAGUAUCACUCUGUUCCCUCGCCCUCUAUCAACAGUGUAUUUGUGUUUCCAGUCACAUUCAGUAAAGUAAGAUUCUUGGUUAUUCCCACUAUGACAAAAAAGUCAAAUAUUUUUAUUCAAAUGCUCUGAUAAAGGGGGGUUGGUACAAAGGACCCUCUAAGGUCGGAGCUAUGUAUGGCUAAAAAAAUAAAAUCUGAAUGCAAAAAUGCAAAACACAAA
Messenger RNA from Plectropomus leopardus (leopard coralgrouper), 1524 nucleotides. The record is from RefSeq and is a predicted model, not a curated record. Lineage: Eukaryota; Metazoa; Chordata; Actinopteri; Perciformes; Serranidae.